CGAACGACUUCGGGGCCAGAAACAAUUCAACUACUUUCACUCGCCACACCUCUACUCCGCUUGCUACAGCACACCAUGACCGCCACGACGACCGUCACGCAGACUGCGUCCCCAUCCUCAGCGGAGAACAUCCUCCGCCUGUUUCCAGAGAUCAACACCGAACUCGCAACCCAAACACAAUCUGCCACACAAGAUGCCGACAUGGCGGGGUACGACGAGGAGCAGAUCCGACUCAUGGACGAGGUAUGCAUUGUCCUAGACGACAAUGACCUCCCCAUUGGCAGUGGAUCCAAGAAGAUGUGCCAUCUCAUGGACAACAUCAACAAGGGCCUGCUCCACCGCGCAUUCUCCGUCUUCCUCUUCGACUCACAAAAUCGAUUACUGCUGCAACAACGAGCUUCUGAGAAGAUCACUUUCCCUGACUUGUGGACGAACACAUGUUGCUCGCACCCUUUGGGUGUCCCUGGCGAGACGGGCUCAACAUUGGAUGCUGCUGUGUUGGGAGUGAAGCGGGCGGCACAGAGGAAGCUCGACCAAGAGCUUGGUAUCAAGGCAGAGCAAGUGCCAAUUGAAAAGUUCAAGUUUCUGACAAGGAUACACUACCUCGCUCCCAGUGACGGCAAGUGGGGUGAGCACGAGAUUGAUUACAUCCUGUUUAUCAAGGCCGAUGUCGAUGUGGUUCCCAACCCCAACGAGGUGCAGGCCACCGACUACGUGACACCAGAAGAUCUGAAGAACAUGUUUGCGGAAGGGAAGCUCAAAUUCACGCCGUGGUUCAAGCUCAUCUGCGAAAGCAUGCUGUUCGAGUGGUGGCAGCACUUGGACACGGGGUUGGACAAGUACAUGGGCGAGACGGAGAUCAGGCGCAUGCUGCCUGCAAAGGUCACCAGCAAGUAAAACACGAUACCUUCACACACAUGCUCGGUGGCAGUGGCCAAUGCUUGCGCGAUGAUCAGCGGUUUAUGUUCAUGAUACCAGAGACCGACAGAAUCCAACCAAGAAUUUCAUGCUGAGCCGCAUAGGCGACAGCAGGUUUCCAUUAUUAUGUUCCAGAGCAUAUGCCAGGUCUUUGGGCGUGU
Molecule: messenger RNA, 1079 nt
Organism: Cercospora beticola
Lineage: Eukaryota; Fungi; Ascomycota; Dothideomycetes; Mycosphaerellales; Mycosphaerellaceae
Gene: IDI1
Product: isopentenyl-diphosphate delta-isomerase idi1
Biological process (GO): isoprenoid biosynthetic process; isopentenyl diphosphate biosynthetic process
Cellular component (GO): cytoplasm
Molecular function (GO): isopentenyl-diphosphate delta-isomerase activity
Source: RefSeq, a predicted model, not a curated record